UAGUCCCAAAAUAUUGUCACCAGCGCAGAGAAAUAGAAUCAAAAGAAUCCAUUUAGCUUACUCACGCACGAGUGAUGGCAAAUGUGGAGAUUUUAGAACUUGACAGAAACAAUAGUAAAGUAGUGGAAGAGAUAGUGAAAUUGGAGAGAAAGAUAUUUCCCAAACACGAAUCACUUGCUUCAUUCUUUGAAAAUGAACUCAAAAAGAAGAACAGUGGAUUGCUUUAUCUUCACGUUGAUGCCCAACUUGCAGGUUAUGUCAUGUAUUCUUGGCCUUCUUCAUUGUAUGCUUCUAUCACCAAGCUCGCAGUGAAGGAGCAAUGGAGGAGGCAAGGACAUGGAGAGGUUCUACUGAAAGCGGCAAUCGAGAAAUGCAGAACAAGAAAAGUUUCGCGGAUAAUGCUUCACGUUGAUCCGUUGAGGACCCCUGCGCUGAAUCUGUAUAAGAAGCAUGGCUUUCAUGUUGACUGUUUGGUUGAAGGCUAUUACUCUUCUGAUAGAAAUGCUUAUAGAAUGUACUUGGACUUCGAUUCAAAUUGAAGGAGAAAUUCAACAAGCACUUUUAUAUACAUUAUCAUGGUCAAUUCAAAAAACAAAUUUGGAACAUUGUGUUUGUAACAUGGUCAAUUCAAAGAACAGAUCUGUAAUAUUGUGUUUGUUUGAGCACUAAUGAUCUAUAAAGUA
Molecule: messenger RNA, 683 nt
Organism: Medicago truncatula (barrel medic)
Lineage: Eukaryota; Viridiplantae; Streptophyta; Magnoliopsida; Fabales; Fabaceae
Product: putative [ribosomal protein S18]-alanine N-acetyltransferase
Exons: 2
Coding region: 75-539 (154 amino acids)
Molecular function (GO): acyltransferase activity, transferring groups other than amino-acyl groups
Source: RefSeq, a predicted model, not a curated record